CAUUAUAGUAUUAUAAUGAGGACGCAGGGGGAUGGAGUGGAGUCUCUGUCUCUGCCUACUACUUAGCUGACUGCCUCAUUGAUGAGUAUCGGCGCCAACAGCCAGCGAUCACAAAGCUCAUGCAGGGCACUUUCGGACAGGUCGUGCGCUCUGACCACACCCGGAAAGUGGCACGUAAAGUGAUCCUGUCAUCAGGCACCAUGUCCAGUUAUGCCAUCAUGAACAAGAACUGGAUGAUCGCCUCCUGGGUCUUGGUGCAAUCAAAAACAGAGAAAUCGCUUACGCCUAUGUACCAGGGGUUAGCGAAGAGGUACGAUGAUGCUGGGGUGGAAAAGGCCAAGUACCACUGGGUAGACAGGGACUGCUGUGCGCCAUUCAGAAUCCCUGACCUUCAACACGGAGAGUGCCUUAACUGGGAUGCCUGGAAGACGACAGAGUCCAUCGUUGUCGAGGCCACAGUUGGUGCUCUGGAGAACACUUGUGCGUCUUGUACAGACUACAACCGCAACAUUGUGGUCAAGUUGGACCUGUUCCGCUGUAUGAGGCGCUUUACUUGGGAGUGCACUUCAGAGCAUCAUUCCCUCUACAGCACCUUCUGCCAACUCCUCUCCUCUGCCUUCUCUGUCGUGGAUCAGGAGGACCUACUGAAACUGACAAGUGCUUACCAGUUCUGUGGAAUUCAACCGCCAAAUCCCACAAAACAGCAUAUCAGAGAACACUGUAGAACCCUGAUCCCAGCGCCAGCAGAACUAGUCAACAGAGUGGAGAAAGUUCUUCGACAUUUCCACCUGACCACAGACCCAAACAAUGUACCUCUCUUCAAACAUACCAUGCUGAAGACUUGGCGUAUCCAGAGGGUGCACAUUCUGCGUGGGUGCCUGAGUGACCCCCAGCUCCCUGGGGAACCCUGUACAGGUAUGGGGGGACUCUGCAGCUGAACCACGUCCCUGGUGACGGUGCGAAAGUCCCCAUCUGGAUUCCUGUCAGGGGGACACAGCAGGAGGGUUACCAUUUCCAUCAGUCCCAGUGGAUUACUGGGACUCAUGUGUCCUGUGAACUGUUCCAGGCUCAGGGCAUGACAGGGGUGGCAAGAUGGAACUACAAGCGGCUACUGGACCUGAAGCAGCCAGAUGUGAUCCUCCCGCCUGUUUUUGAUCUGUUGCUCAUAAUGGAGCUGAACUCUGCUUCAAAGAGAGUGACAGGAAAGGAGAAGUACCCUCUACUUUGCCUCUCUGAUAGGUACACAGGAGAGAGAUUUGGACUCGAGUACAUUGAGCCAGAGUGCCGCCCAGUUCCCCUAGACUGAAACAAACACAGGUCAAAAGGGAAGGAUGAUGUACCGGUUCCAGUGCCUCCACCCCCUGGCCCGACACCAUCUGUAAACCUGGCCCCAUCCACUCCUGCACCUGUGGCCCAGCCACCCCAGCUUCACCCUGCUGGGAGCCGUAAUGUACAGCUGAUGUCCCAAGGAAGCAUGGAACAUCCAGCUAUAAUGGAAACUUCACCUCUGCCACUGAGGUCCUCCCCACAGAGUGCCCGCACCGGACCGAUUAAGACAGGUGGAAGAGUCUUUGUCUUGGACCACAAGCGCUGGCCGUCACCAAUGAAGGCAGCUAUAGACAGCCUCCUAAACACCUACCAUGGGCAGAAAGAGAUGGUAAAACUUGUGGACAAGGACUAUGCUGCCAUGGUCCAUCAAUCUGCCUCUGACCCAAAUAGCCACCUGAAAAGCCAUUGACAGAGGACAAAAUACAGCAAAUGCUACAGGACAUUCAGCAACAGCUACAGCGGCAGGAGCAGC
Messenger RNA from Solea senegalensis (Senegalese sole), 1801 nucleotides. RefSeq lists its product as uncharacterized. Lineage: Eukaryota; Metazoa; Chordata; Actinopteri; Pleuronectiformes; Soleidae. The transcript is spliced from 3 exons. The coding region runs from base 120 to 938 and encodes 272 amino acids. The record is from RefSeq and is a predicted model, not a curated record.